Messenger RNA from Nylanderia fulva, 2243 nucleotides. RefSeq names its product arginine methyltransferase 7 (gene Art7). Gene Ontology annotation, molecular function: protein-arginine N-methyltransferase activity; histone methyltransferase activity. The record is from RefSeq and is a predicted model, not a curated record. Gene Ontology annotation, biological process: peptidyl-arginine methylation, to asymmetrical-dimethyl arginine; chromatin remodeling. Lineage: Eukaryota; Metazoa; Arthropoda; Insecta; Hymenoptera; Formicidae.
GUGAAAGAUAUUUAUUACAUAAAUAUUUAGUACAUAUUUAAAUGAAUCUUUCAUUUAUUCGGCUGUGCAUUUUGAAUGUUAAAAGCCCAUUUAAUCACUCUGAUAAGAUUAUCAUUGUUAAAACAAAACAUGAGUGUAUUCACGCAGUGCUUAAAUCCUCUCACUGGUCUCGCCACGUGGGAGAAGAGAGAUCAAGAUUAUGAUUAUCAUCAAGAAGUAGCUCGAUCCUCCUUUGCAGACAUGCUACAUGAUCACGAGCGAAAUGAGAAGUAUUAUAUAGCCCUCAAAGCUGCUAGAAAAAAGCACCAAGUAGGGGAGGAGGCUAAUGUGCUCGAUGUAGGGACUGGGACUGGAUUGCUGUCAAUGAUGGCUGUAACAUGCGGAGCAGACACUGUGACAGCAUGCGAGGCUUUCAUACCGAUGGCCAAUUGUGCCGCAAGAGUAAUAAAGGAGAACGGUUUCGAGAAUAAAAUCAAGUUGGUUCGUAAACAUUCUACGAAGAUAACGGUCGGAAAAGACGGUGAUAUGCCAAAGCGAGCGAAUAUUCUAGUCACUGAAGUAUUCGACACAGAGCUGAUUGGCGAAGGGGCAUUAUCAACGUUUCGCCAUGCCCAGAAAUUUCUUCUCGAGGAAGGUAGCAUAGUUGUGCCACAGAGUGGAACAGUGUGGGCACAAGUAGUCGAGAGUUCCAAAGUUUGCGGAUGGAAUCGAGUGAAGCCUAUUAAGAAUGGAGAAAUGCUGGUCGACGCUCCAGCGGCUAUUCAAGCGUGCUCUGGAGCUGCAGCAGUUCACGACAUGCAACUCUCCCGUCUUCCUCGGGACGCUUUUGUGCCUUUACUGCCGCCCCAACCUAUUUUCAGGUUUGACUGGUCCGGCAAGGAGCCUUUAUUGAACUAUGAAAAAGUACUGUUACGCGCAAAAUCGAUAGCAAGUGGAACCGCGCAUGCAAUUUUCAUGUGGUGGGAUCUAAACAUGGAUAUGGAUAAUCAAGUGUUGCUGAGUUGUGCACCUGUAUGGGAACAUCCGAACGUACCUGAUGACAUUAAAAGAGAUGAAUUACGCUUACAAGAGAUGGCAGAGUUGAUACCUUGGAGGGAUCAUUGGAUGCAAGCUGUCUAUUAUCUUCCGGAAGAGAUUUCUAUUACACGCGGCGUCGAAGUCAGUCUCAUCGGUUACCACGACGAGUAUUCCUUCUGGUUUAAAUUGCUGAACGGAUCCGUAGAUGAGAUCCCAGAUUUUCCUAGACCUGUGUGCGAUUGUAACGCGCACAUCGCGUACUCGAGAACGCGUAUCGGCCAAUUAAACGACAUGGCCCGUAAUAAGAAGUACGUGCAGGCCUUGAAGAAGAGGAUCACUUCGGACAGCGUCUGCCUCUGUCUCUCGGACGGCUGCCUGUUGGCUCUCGCGGCCGCGAGGAUGGGAGCGAAGGUGUUCCUGCUGGAGCAGAACUCCCUGUCGCAGAAAACCAUGGAGAUGUUUGUUCGCACGAACGGGCUCUCCGAGCGAAUAAGGAUCAUCAGGUCGGUCGACGAGCUGCCGGAGGCCAGCGAGAUCAAUUUCAUCUUCGGCGAGCCCUACUUCCUGAGUUCCAUCGUUCCCUGGGAGAAUCUCGUCUUCUGGUACCACGCCUCUAGGUAUCCGUCAAGCAUUGCGAGGAUGCCGAUCGCGGCCACGAUCAAGGCCGCCGUCGUCGAGUUCAAGGAUCUGCAUAAGAUUAGGGCUCCUGUGGACGUUUGCGAGGGCUUCAACCUGUCCUCCUUCGACAGGCUCGUACAAAUGUCGAGCGAUAAAAGCGACAACCCCGUAGAAGCGCAGCCGCUCUGGGAGUAUCCCUGCAAAGCCUUAUCUGCGCCCUUUAAUAUCGUGGAGCUCGAUCUUACGCGAAACGUAAAUUUUGAGCGCAUUCAGGUGUCGGGCGAGGUUCCGAUUUUAAGCAACGGUUCCUGCAAUGGCGUCGCUGUAUGGGUAGAUUGGCAAUUGGAUUCAGAUUUGUCAGUAUCUUGCGGUCCAAUUGAAGAAGUGGUACCUGGCAGGCGCAUGGCUUGGGAUCCUUAUACAAGGCAGGGCGUACAUCUAUUUCAUAGGAUAUCUAACGUCUCGAAAGGAGAAGAUACGCUUUCCUGGUCGUUUACUUUUGUUCCGCAACACGGUGAAGUAGACUUUGAUUUUAGAUUAAUAACCAAUGUAUGAUUGUAUCAAGUAAGUCUUGUUUUUAUGUAUCAAUAAAUUUUUGUUUGAUUAUA